Messenger RNA from Stylonychia lemnae, 2901 nucleotides. Lineage: Eukaryota; Ciliophora; Spirotrichea; Sporadotrichida; Oxytrichidae. The record is from the annotation of a GenBank genome assembly.
AUGAGAUUUAAUGAAGUGCCAUGCGAGGAAUUAAAGAAUUCCUUAUAAAAGAACACAGAUCACCUCAAAAUUUUCGUUUUGUUGUUAAGACAAAUUCAACUAUAAAACGCUUCCUAAAUUGAUGAAGCUGUAUUUGAGUCCUCAAUGACGAAGCUCAAUGACGUUCUUCAAAAAUUCAUGCAGGCUUUGCCCUAAGAAUUCUGGCAAAACUAUAUGGAUGAACAUCUCAUGGAGGGGCUAAUUUUAAAUACUGCUCAUGAGAAGGGAUAAAUAAGAAAGAUAUCGAGAUCAUGUAUUGCUAAUUAUGUAAGAUAAUACAAGGAUCUGAGACCAAUACUGUUAGGGUUCAAGGAAUUCGGGAUCGUUAAAAAUAAGAAUGCUUACUCCAAGUAAUGUAUAAUACUAAUCCUACCGAAUCUUCUAAAUCUAGAUCAAUCAGUGAUUAGCAAAGAUUGCUAAUAAUUUGUUGAUCUGUUAAAAUAGCUUUAUCAAAUCAUUCAAGAAUCAGAUGAAAGUGAAGCCGAAUUAAAGAAAAGCACUAUAAAAGUAAUAAGUGAAAUGUCCAAAAGAUUUUCCUAAUUUGAUUCGAUUUAUUCCUAAGUAAAGAAUGGUAGUAAAUUCAUCACUCCCAAGAAAGAAACUCCUUCGAAAGAAGAGAGAAAAGUUCAAUAGGGAACUGUAGCUGUUCACACUAAGCAAAAAUCUUAAGACUUAGCUUUUGGCUUUUUGGACACAUUGAUUUAUCAUAGAAUGCUGCAACAGCAUAAUGUCCAAGAUAAGACAAAGGCAUUUGAUGAGUGUCUAUCUGCACUUAUCACCUUUAAAAACCAAAAUCAAAUGAAAUUAUCUGAAAUGCUGCAGUUUCUCUCUAAUUUUUUUCAGGUGCCACUGGCUAAAAGUGUAAAUAUAGCCAAAUUAACUAAUAUGAUUACGUAUAAGCUUCUUGAUAACAAUAAAGUCAUAAGAUAAGAGGCCUAAUAGUAUUUCUAAAGUAUUCAAAAAAUGACUGGGCUACGAAGCUAUGCUUUCAUGAUUAUAAAUCUAUUCGAAAAUUUCUGCAAUAACUAAACAAACAUCAACACUUAGAAUUCCUUACUUGAUGCUUUGCUAAAUAUAACACUGUCAUUUUCUUAAAAAGUAAAGGGCAGGGAUGAUAUUGAUUAUCAUAAACUGGUUGAAACUUUAGAUAGUGUUUGGGAAAUCGAUCACAAACACCAACCAAAGAUUAUUGACAUUCUUCAUAUUUUAUCAGGUUCACUUAUUGGUCAGUAAGAAAUAAUUAAUGAAUCAAAGAACUUGUUUAACAACCAAUUUCACUCAAAGCUAGAAGAGAAACUUGGAGUUGCUAAAGAGUCUUAUCGCAGGAAUACAAAUGGCCAACUUAACGUCAAUAGUCUAAGCAUCCCAUAAUUUGACAAACCAGAAAGUAGCUAAAAGAAGAAGUAGUUAAUACUGCCAAACAUCAAUCACCUUCAAACCCAUUCGCCAGGUAAAACUAACUAAAGCAGUGUUGGAUCUGUGUCAUAGAGCACUUUAAACCAUAAGAAAUUAAUUUAAAAUGAAUACUUCAGCUAAAAAGACGCUAUUACUACUUCUCACUUAUAAUAAACAAUCGAUUAUGAUAACGAAACUUCAUCUACUAUAUCUUAAAUGAAGCACUAGCCAAAGCGACUGAUUACAAAUAGGUAUGAUUCCUAAACAAUCACAGAAAAGAGCCACUCUCCUUUCACAACUACAACAAUGUCAUCAGUCUCAGAUAGAUUAUAACUUUUGAAGAAAAAAAGCGGACCUGAUGUAGAUAAUAAUUCAGAUCAAUCAUCUAACUUUGGAAACACAACCUAAACAUCAAGAGGUUCUUAAAAGAUUAUCAAGGAAUCAAUUGAUAUGUAGAAUAGUGGUGGCUUUGAAUAAAACCAGAUUAAAGUUGGUAAAUUGUAAUUAGAUCCAAGCUUUUUCUAACAGACUAAUGGAAGCUUAAGUGGGUCUAUCGAUCAAUUUUCAACAAAAAUAUCUCAUCACAAACCAGGAUCUGGAUUUACAACUAAGAGUAUAAAAUUCAUGAGAGGGACUGUAACAAGUCUCGGAGAUGGAAGUAAUAAUGGAGACACUAAAUAGUAUCUAACUAUUGGAGAAUUAGAACCGCUAGUCAAUUGUGAUCUAGAAUGGAAAAUGUUUCUAGGUGAUAUAAAAUCUGAUAAUUGGAGUAGAUAGUUCGAAGCUUGUAACAUACUGAGAAGAGCAUGCAAGUUUCAUAUUAAAGAUAUUAUAUAUGGAGGUAAGGGAGGAUCAACUUAAGGUUUGUCUAAACAGAUAAUGGAAACCUUCCAUGAAGUUAAUUAGCUUGUUGUAAAAUUAGUAGAUUCACUAAGAUCUACAGUAUCAAAGUAGGCAAUGAUAACCAUGUAUGAAAUGUUUGAGUCUCUGCCUAAGCAGCUCAUAGAGUAGGAUCUUGACAUUAUUUACCAAGUUUUACUCAAAAGAUCAGUAGACACAAAUGGAUUUGUGGCUGAAGAGGCAGAGAAAACUCUAAUCUCGAUGUGCCGAGCUGUUUCAGAGUAGAAAAUGGCUAAUGCUCUACUAUAAUAGAAAAGUUCUAAAUCGUCUGUGAUUAGAUGCCAGAUUUGCAGAUGCCUUUGCGUUAUUAUCAUCAAACUUAAGUAAAGCCAGCAUUAGAAGAAAUUAAACCCUAAUAAAUUGAGCGACAAUGAAAGGAAUAUACUAUCAUAAAUUGGAUAAUACAUGAGUGAUGCAGCAGUUGAAGUAAGAACUUAAGCCAAAGCAUCUAUUAAGCAAAUCGUAAAUCUCUUCGAUGAAAAGGAGUUAAAGAAUCAAGUAAUGAUGUCAAUGGGUGAAACCUUUUAUAAUAAAGUUAUAGAGUAUAUAGAUAAUGAGUGCGUUUGA